Molecule: messenger RNA, 3910 nt
Organism: Phycodurus eques (leafy seadragon)
Lineage: Eukaryota; Metazoa; Chordata; Actinopteri; Syngnathiformes; Syngnathidae
Gene: fam174b
Product: family with sequence similarity 174 member B
Exons: 2
Coding region: 340-753 (137 amino acids)
Source: RefSeq, a predicted model, not a curated record
AGAGGGCCGGUCUGCUGAGCGUUUCCGGAGGAGGCGGAUAAUAAUCCCAACCUUCCCAUUCCUAAUGCGAGCACGAAGGUAUUGCCUCCAACUCGCCUCAAAGGGAACCGCUUUUCGGAAUGCAAUUCAACUUAAGACCAAGAUAUUGAAAUUGUUCGUUGGUCCUUGUCGAGAUGUACAUUAUUGUGCCUCGGUUUCUUUAUUGUGUGAAUUAGCAAAAAAAAAAAAAAAAAAAAAAUUCAUUCCAACCUCUCGCGUAUAAUGUGACAGCUGUCGCUGCGUAUGUUCCAUUUCCAUUUUGUGGGGGGAGAACUAUCACCUGUAUUCCGUUGAGGCUCCAUGGCGACAUUUUAUUUCGCUCUCGCGAUCACCGCGGCGGCGUUUUGGAGAGUCCAAGGUGAGCCCCGAACUCUGUCUUCCUCUCCCUCCUCGCCGUCGAACACGACCUCGUCAGCCGUCAACCUCCGCAAUGACAACAGCACCCAGGCGGCCGUCGGAUCCCCAACUUCGACCCUCAUGACGUAUCUGCCCACGCUCAAAGUCAUGGUGAUUUUCACCUGCGUGUUGACAGGCGCUCUCAUCACCUGCCUGCUCGCCAAAGUGGUCAGAUCUGGGAGGAGAAUCAGAAAAACCCGGAAGUACGACAUCAUCACGACGCCCGCCGAGCGAGUCGAGAUGGCCCCCCUCAACGACGACAAUGACGACGAGGACGACUCCACUCUAUUUGACGUCAAUUACCGGUUUGCUCUUUAAACGGGAGCUCUUGGUUUACACUACAUCAGCCGUAUGGCCGAAUAUAGUCAGGAUAAUACCUUGCAUAAAUAGAACGUCUAACGCUGACACACCGAGUGACGCGACCGAACGCCACUGAACUGUUGCGGGGUUCUGCAACUAGUUUUCACGAGUGGCUGACUGUCGGCAACUCGUUUUGCUGCGAUUCGAACUUUGAAUCGCACGUGAACAGCAUCGCGAGGUCACGAAUGUAACGCCCAAUCAAAAAUGCCAUGUUGUAUCGCAUAAGCUUUCACUGCAAAAAUAUUGUUUCGGGUGCCAAGCCAGAACCAGCCGGCCGCUGUACCAAAACACUAACUACAGCACAGUAUAUAUAUUGUCUUACAAUAAUACUUCACUAUAUUCAUAAUUUCAUAUGUAUCUGUGGCUAAAAAGCAAAGUGUGGAGAGUCUCUGUCACAUAAAUGCCCAAGUGCUGUCAAUGAAUGGAACUACCAUUGCCAGCAACCUCUCAAGUAUCCCCACCCUCUCUUUUAUUUCUCGGCCGUUUCUACUAUUACUAAAUAACGGCUACAGCGGCCUUUGCAAUUCAAUUGUUCCUUGACAAUCGCGCCAUGUGGUUUGUGGUUCAAUACAAAUAUAGUACAGUCCAUUUUAUGUGGUGCCUCAAAACAUUGUUUCCUGAUAAGAACACCAGGGGUCGCAGGUUUUCCAUUGCAGCAAGUUGGCGUGCGUGCGAGGGUCAAUUGCCUGGCAUGCGGGUGUGAGUCGCAGACUGAAUUUUUUUUUCGCGAUUGGCCAGUUCGGACACGCUCGGCGUGCCUUAAACGCCACACUAUCACAGCGGGUAACAUCGCUUAUACAACUUGUAAAAGAAUAUGCUGGUUAAAAAAAAAAGCCUUUUAGUCUAGCUCCCAUUGACCGAAUUUGUAAUUUAUUCAACAUUAGUCAUCCCUACGGGGUUAUCAGAGGCAUUUUAAUAAGAGAAGAUUUCAACCUUGGUUCGGCAAAGUAGAAAACGCCCUUCAGUGGAUGUUGUCACACGCACCGAAAAUAUGCAACUUGGAUCCACGCAAACAAACUAUGGUUGUAGAGAAGCAGUUCAGAUGUGAUGUUGACACAAGGCUUCCCCCUUCCGUCCUCUCAAUUGUCCCACGCGUGGGCGCUUCCUCAAGGGAAGAUACGGCGUCCUGUUUACCUGCCGUUCCUGUCUAACCCGGUUGGCUAUCAGACGGCGAGUAAAUCCUCAAGUGACGCACUUCUCUGCUUUCUCGUAGGUAAAUUCACCACGGAGUAAUCUUUGACAACGUUGUUUCCCUCUGGAUCGACUCAUGUGACGUCUCGUGUUUUGUCUCCGACGACUCUUACCGGUGACUUGUUGAAUCGUUUCGCUGCACUUCAUAGGGAAAGAACAUGUUGUUGUUGAUCUGCAUUUAUCAUACACACACUGUGAUACAAGCUUUGCCAUAUCUUUGAUCGAGAGCCGCUGGAAGCUAUGCGCGAAACACUAUCAACAAUUUGUACACGCAUUUUCUACUUGACUUCCAUGCCAAAUAUGUCUACUAACCAGUCUUUUUGUGCACAUAAGGCUCACUGUUAUUAACUCAUUCAGUGCCAGCCCUCCCAGUUAACAUGGAUAUUUGACUUCUAAAGCAGUCAGUGGCACUGAAUGUGUUAAAGAUUGGGUAAGCCUCUCUAUUUGUUUUUAUUACUGUACAUGUGAUCUUUCUAAUUUACUGCUGCUUUAGCUUACAUAUCUGAAUAAUAAAAUUGCUAUAUUUUGUACUGUAUAUCUGUUUAUGUAUGUCAAAUAUGUUAUUCAGCCAAUUUAGCGGUUCCAUAAUUAAGGAAGUUAUGACCAUAUCAAGGCCCCGUGUCUUUAGUAUUUUGAGUUCAAACACUAAAAAUGUGAUUAAAUCGUUGCAAAGAGUGGUCGGUGUAAGUGUUACGUGUAUGAAUUGAGAGGUAUAAACCAUAUUGUGUUCAAGCAAAUUCAUUCAAAUACAUGAAACUUUCAUAAUGGGUUUUUCCUCAUCUAUAUAAGACAGAUUUAAGGAACUUUUCACUUUAGAAUACAAGCUGUAAACAGUGUGGCAUUGUUUGCCUAAUAGCAUAAUUGCCUAAGUUAUUUUUAACUUAUUUUCACAAUAUCAAUAAAAAAAUCCGUAGGUACUUAGAAAAGAAAUGAUUUCUUCUUUAUGUCUGUGUGGAUUGUCAUUCAUCCAGGUCACGGUGAUCCGAAAAGGUUGAAUCGAGGCAACUAGACAUUUCUUGUUUGUUGAAUUUGUUGUUUAUUUUUUUACAUGUAUAUUUUUAAGAAAACAUUCAAAUAUGACUUCGGCAACUAUACUAUUCAGCUAACAAUGUUUUCUUAAUCUGUAUAAGAAGUGAGUGAAAGCAAAAAUUAAGGUUUAAAAACAUAAUUCCCUUCUAACUUCAGUUUAGUGAACGUGUUCCCCAAAAUGUUUCUGAUUGAUAAUGAUAAUUGAUUAAAAAAAAAAAAAACAAUGUGAAACACAGCUGCUUUCUUACUCUUUUGAAGUACAGACAUUCACAUGUCGGCUCUGAAAAGAUCAUUUUAAUAACUGACCUUCUAUUUUAUUCACAUUGACCCCAAACAGUUUUUGUUCUAUUAAGCUAUUUCUUUUCUUGAGAAGCUAUAGUUUUAUCAAAUUCAAAAUGCUUUAGUGGACAUUUAUUGUCUGUUUUUUAACAUACAAAUAGGAGUGCAGGGUUGAAUGUCUGACAAAGUUUAUAAAUGUUUUAUAUUGUGUUUACUGUUGAUGGGUUUUCAUACACAACCACUAUUCAUUCCAGCAUUGUGUCAUAGUCAAAUCUAUAUCUGAAUGUACAGUAAACGUGAAGUGGAUUUGCUCAAUGAUGCCACGUUCUCUCUAAAACUGGGAGAGGGAACCCCCCCCCACCUCCCAAAAAAAAAACUGUUCAUCCAAUGAAUCUAUUCUGGGAUUUCAUCUGAACAGAAUCGUUUGCUACCUUUAAUACUUCUUGUAAAACUAUUUGUUAUGAUGUGAUCUUUUUGAAGAGUGCAGCAAAUUUCGUUAAGCCUUUUAAUUGAGUUUUAAGGCAUCCCUGCUCUGUUUCCAAAAGAGGAUUUGAAGUGUCGCCACAAUGGCCUCCUGUUUCCAUGUCUGUGAAAUAAAAACACCCUUUUAAAUGUC